Hermetia illucens (black soldier fly) is the source of this 834-nucleotide messenger RNA. Its product is annotated as attacin-B-like. The transcript has 2 exons. Bases 106 to 666 code for a protein of 186 amino acids. Gene Ontology annotation, biological process: defense response to bacterium. The record is from RefSeq and is a predicted model, not a curated record. Gene Ontology annotation, cellular component: extracellular region. Lineage: Eukaryota; Metazoa; Arthropoda; Insecta; Diptera; Stratiomyidae.
CAACACAACUCGAUAUUAGUAGUGUCCAUUGAACGGAAGUGUUAAGGCGCUUAUAGCAACUCGACAAAUCUUCAUAAGAAAAAGGAAGAAAGUACUUUCUCUAGAAUGAAUAUCCAAGGUAAUGCAGUAUCCAAUCCCGCUGGAGGACAGGAUGUGACCGUAACCGCUGGCAAGCAAUUUGGUUCCGACAACGCGAAUAUCACAGCUGGAGCUUUUGCCGGAAGUAAUACUCUACGAGGACCACCAAAUGCUGGAGUAUUUGCAAGUGCUAAUGCCAAUGGUCAUAGUCUAUCGGUUUCAAAAACCGUUGUCCCCGGAGUAUCAGCAACCACUUCCCAUGCUGCCAGUGCAAACCUCUUCCGCAACGAUCAACACAGUGUCAAUGCCCAAGCAUUUUCCAGUGCAACAAAAUUAAAUGACGGAUUUCAAUUCAAACAACACGGAGCAGGUCUGAAUUAUAACAAUGCUAAUGGACACGGAGCUUCCAUUGGCGUGAAUAAGAUCCCCGGUUUCGGUAGUUCAAUGGACGUAGGAGCAAGAGCAAAUAUCUUCCAAAACCCAAAUACUUCUUUUGAUGUCAUGGCUAACUCAAGAACUCACCUGAGUGGCCCUUUUCAAGGGAAAACAAACUUUGGAGUAUCUGCAGGAAUUACUAAGAGAUUUUAGAUAUAAUUAUAGCUAUCAUAUUUAAACUCCAUUAUUACAUAUUAUAGUUUAUCGAUAAAAUCAGCUGAUCUGUGACAAAAAUUUCUUAUAUAUUAUUAUAUAUAAUGUUGUAAUACGUAGUAUUUACUAAGCAAAUCAAAGUUACAAUAAUGUUAAAAGCACUUUAUA